AUGGUUGAUUUGGAAGCCAAUGAUGUCAUAUUAAUGAGAAAAAUGAAGCUUGUCAAUGAUGCUAUUGAUGAGAUUGGUUUCACUUGGUAUCAUCUUAAAUUGUUCUUUUUAAAUGGUAUGGGGUAUGCAGUUGAUACUCAAUUGUGUUUUCUUGAAAGUAGUGUGAGAACAUUUGUCAAUUAUCAAUUUGGUUAUCACUUUCCAGUUUCUGCUGAAACAUAUGCUGUUGGAAUGAUCACUGGUGGUUUAUUCUGGGGAUUUUCAGCUGAUUUAAUCGGUAGAAAAUUAGCAUUUAAUCUUUCAUUGUUUCUUUCUGCUAUAUUUACCAUUCUUACCGGAACAAUGGGAACUAUGGCUUCAUAUUGUAUAUUCAUUCUACUUAUGUCAUUUGCAAGUGGUGGUAAUUUGGUGUUAGAUACAUGUGUGUUUUUAGAAUUUUUACCUCAUAAAGAUCAAUGGUUAUUAACAUUCUUUGCUUUCUUCUGGGGGAUUGGUCAAACUUUAGCUGUCUUGACAGCUUAUGCAUUCUUACCAAACAAUUCAUGUUCCUCGUAUGAUAAUUGUCCAUCUCAUGAAAAUAAAGGUUGGAGAUACGUUUUCUACGUUAAUGGUGCAUUCGUUCUAGUAUUGGCAGUUUUAAGAGUAACAAUUGUUAGAUUACAAGAAACUCCUAAAUUUUUAGUUUCUAACAAUCGUGAUGCAGAUGCUAUUAAAGUUUUACACGAUAUAGCUGAUAAAUAUAAUAGAACUUGUUCAUUAACAUUAGACAAAUUAAAAGAAUGUGGAACCAUUGAAUCAAAUGAUGAUUAUAGAAAACAUUCAACUUUUAAAGGACUUUGGAAUUUGACUUUAGGACAUUUAAAAAUUUUAUUCUUAAAUAAAAAGACUACUAAAUCAACUUUAUUAUUAUUUUUCUCGUGGUUUUGUUUAGGUAUCACAUAUCCAUUAUAUUCAUCAUUUUUACCUGUAUAUUUAGCCACAAGAGGAGCAAAUAUUAGUGCUGAUAAUGUCUCGGGAGUUUAUCGUGAUAAUUUAAUAAGUAAUGUUGCUUCUAUUGGUGGACCUAUAAUUGCAGGGCUCUUGCUUUUGUACGUUCCGGUAUUAGGUCGUAGAGGUGUGAUGUUUAUUGGUGGUGUAUCUACCAUGGCACUUUUAUUUGGAUAUACUGCAAUUAGAACAAGAGCUGAAAAUGUAGGAUUAUCAUCGGCUGUAUAUUGUGCUUUAUAUAUCUAUUAUGGUGUUAUUUAUGCUUAUACACCUGAAGUUUUCCCAUCAGCAGCAAGAGCAACUGGUAACUGUCUUUGUUUGGUAUGUACUAGAAUUGCAACUGCUAUCACUCCAGUCAUUGCAUGGUAUGCCAAUACUAGUUCAUCAAUUCCUAUUUGGAUUUGUGGAGCUUUUGUUGGUAUUAUCGGAUUUGUUGCCUUAUUAUUACCAUAUGAACCUUCAAAAACUAGAGUAGUUUAG
Molecule: messenger RNA, 1467 nt
Organism: Scheffersomyces coipomensis
Lineage: Eukaryota; Fungi; Ascomycota; Pichiomycetes; Serinales; Debaryomycetaceae
Product: inorganic phosphate transporter
Exons: 1
Coding region: 1-1467 (488 amino acids)
Biological process (GO): transmembrane transport
Cellular component (GO): membrane
Molecular function (GO): transmembrane transporter activity
Source: RefSeq, a predicted model, not a curated record